UUAAACAGCGGCAGAGAGCAGAGCAAGUUAGCCUGGUGGUGAGAGUAGAGAGAAUGGCUCCCAAAGCUUUCAUCUUUUUGGCUUUGUUAUCCUUUUCAGCAUUGUCCUUGAAUCCUUCUUUUGCACGGGAUGAGCAAGAUACUACUGGCCUUGUUAUGAACUUCUACAAGGAAACAUGCCCUCAGGCUGAAGAUGUUAUCAGAGAACAAGUCAAGCUUCUCUACAAGCGCCACAAGAACACUGCUUUCUCUUGGCUCAGGAACAUUUUCCAUGAUUGUGCUGUUCAGAGUUGUGAUGCUUCACUGUUGCUGGACUCAACAAGAAGGAGCUUGUCUGAGAAGGAGACAGACAGGAGCUUUGGUUUGAGGAAUUUCAGGUACAUUGAGACCAUCAAAGAAGCUGUGGAGAGGGAGUGUCCUGGAGUUGUUUCCUGUGCUGAUAUCCUUGUACUUUCUGCCAGAGAUGGCAUUGUUGCCCUAGGAGGUCCUCAUAUCCAUCUUAAAACUGGAAGAAGGGAUGGUAGAAGGAGCAGAGCAGAUGUGGUUGAGCAGUUCCUUCCAGACCACAAUGAAUCCAUUUCUGCAGUUCUUGACAAAUUUGGUGCCAUGGGAAUUGACACCCCCGGCGUGGUUGCAUUGCUUGGAGCACACAGUGUGGGUCGAACUCACUGUGUGAAGUUGGUGCACCGUUUGUACCCAGAGGUUGAUCCAGUGCUCAAUCCUGAUCAUGUCCCACACAUGCUCAAGAAGUGCCCUGACGCCAUUCCAGAUCCUAAGGCUGUGCAAUACGUGAGAAACGAUCGUGGCACGCCCAUGGUUCUAGACAACAACUAUUAUAGGAAUAUCUUGGACAACAAGGGUCUGUUGAUAGUGGAUCACCAAUUAGCCAAAGACAAGAGGACCAAGCCUUAUGUUAAGAAAAUGGCCAAGAGCCAGGACUAUUUCUUCAAGGAGUUUUCUAGAGCUAUUGCCUUGCUUUCUGAAAACAAUCCCCUCACUGGCACAAAGGGUGAGAUCAGAAAACAGUGCAAUGUUGCCAACAAGCACUAUGAGGAGGAGCCUUAAUUGCUUCCGACUUCCACUUGUCUAUGAGGAAGGAAGAAAUCUGUAAGAUAAGAUAUUAUGCAGAAAUAAGGUGUUUUUCUUUUAGCAGGUUACUGUAUUUCAUGGGGAUGGGAGGACUUAGAUGCCUUUGAUUUUCAAUCUUCUGAUGUAACUUUUAUGUCUUUAUUCAAUAAGGAUAAUAUAUUAGUAUGUAUGUUAGCUCAUGAUCAGUGUUGGGUGCAUAGGCAUGUUGAAGGUGUUAUGUUUAUGUAUGCAUAAUGCAUGGUGGUGUAUGGUGCAUGGAUGGCAGUGACAAUGUUUAUGGUAUUCAUGCCAUUUAAAGUUUGUUCUUUCUAUAUA
Gastrolobium bilobum is the source of this 1403-nucleotide messenger RNA. RefSeq names its product peroxidase 42. The record is from RefSeq and is a predicted model, not a curated record. Gene Ontology annotation, molecular function: peroxidase activity; heme binding. The transcript is spliced from 4 exons. Lineage: Eukaryota; Viridiplantae; Streptophyta; Magnoliopsida; Fabales; Fabaceae. The coding region runs from base 54 to 1064 and encodes 336 amino acids. Gene Ontology annotation, biological process: response to oxidative stress; hydrogen peroxide catabolic process.